AUGAAAGAAGAUACCAGUGUGUAUGGACUCCACGCUAAAGAAUUAAGUCUAGUUCCUGAUUUGGUCUUACCUCCGAAGUUCAAGAUUCCUGACUUUGAGAAAUUUGACUAUAACAUGUGUCCAUAUGCUCAUAUUACAAUGUUUUAUAGGAAGAUGACUGGAUACAUAGGGGAUGAUCAAUUAUUGAUACGAUACUUCCAGGAAAGCUUAACGAGUUUAGCAAUCCGAUGGCCUAACAGAAUGAUAUUACAAGGCAUGGGAAAGAAGUCUAACGAGAGUUUUAGACAAUAUGCUCAAAGAUGGAGGGACGUGGUUGUGCAAGUCCAUACACCAUUAGAAGAGGAGGAAACAAAUAUGCUUUUCAUCAAUACCUUAAGCGCUCCUUUUUUCACACACCUUAUAGUUAAUCCUUAUCAAAGUUUUACUGAUAUGGUUAUGGCUGGAGAAAUGAUUGAAAUGGUAGUAAAAAAUGGAAAGCUCGAGGAAGGGGAGUCAAAUAAGGAAUCACAGAUGAAGAAAAAGGAAAAUGAAGUCAACAAUGGAACAGGGUCAUCAACACAAAAUACCAAUAGACAAGGGGUAAGGGAAUAUAGAGAGAGGCCUCAAUUUGAUCUGAUCCUGAUCACUUAUAAGGAACUUUUUCAGAUAUUGUAUGACCAACAUGUAGUUUCACCUUAUUAUAUGUCACCACUGCAACCUCCUUAUCCGAAAUGGUAUGAUGCUCAUGCUCAAUGUGAGUACCAUGCGGGAACUCCCAGACAUUCUGUUGAGAAUUGUACUUCAUUUAAAAAGGUUGUCCAACACCUAAGAAGGAAGAAUAUCAUUAAUUUUUGUGAUAGUGAACAACCGAAUAUAGCCCAGAAUCCGUUGCCAAAACAUGUAGGAGCAGGGAUUAACGUAAUUACAGAGGAGAAAGGGAGGAAAAUUAUAAAGAAUGUUAGGGAGGUCGAAUCGUCCAUGUAUUGGGUACGGUGCCAAAUGAUUAAGGUAAGAUUGUUGAGGCCCAAUCCAUCAUCUGAACUAUUUAAUAGUGAAGAGAUAUGCCACUAUCAUAACUGUGAGGGACACAAUAUACAACGGUGUCAUGAUUUCUUAGAGCUGGUAAAAGAAAUGAUAGAUAAUAAAAAAAUUGAGUUCUUUAAAGAAGUGGUUGAAGAAGAGAAAACAGAAAUUUGUGCUUCUGAGGGAUCGUCCAAAGGGGUCUAUAAUGCUAGUUGUCCCCUAAUCAUUACUCCAAAGUCUCGAGUGACAGAAAGGGUAGCUUCGAAGGUGGUUAUUACACCUCCAUCUCUAUUCCCAUAUCGAGAUAAUAAACAAGUACCAUGGAGGUAUGUUUGUUAG
Hibiscus syriacus is the source of this 1341-nucleotide messenger RNA. RefSeq lists its product as uncharacterized. The record is from RefSeq and is a predicted model, not a curated record. Bases 1 to 1341 code for a protein of 446 amino acids. NCBI's taxonomy places the organism in Eukaryota, Viridiplantae, Streptophyta, Magnoliopsida, Malvales, Malvaceae. The transcript is spliced from 3 exons.